This is a messenger RNA of Suncus etruscus (white-toothed pygmy shrew), 2132 nucleotides long. RefSeq names its product LEO1 homolog, Paf1/RNA polymerase II complex component (gene LEO1). Gene Ontology annotation, molecular function: RNA polymerase II C-terminal domain phosphoserine binding. Gene Ontology annotation, cellular component: nucleus; Cdc73/Paf1 complex. The record is from RefSeq and is a predicted model, not a curated record. Gene Ontology annotation, biological process: transcription elongation by RNA polymerase II; positive regulation of transcription elongation by RNA polymerase II. NCBI's taxonomy places the organism in Eukaryota, Metazoa, Chordata, Mammalia, Eulipotyphla, Soricidae.
AUGGCGGACCUGGAGGACCUCUUCGGCAGCGACGCGGACAGCGACGCGGAGCGCAAAGAUUCUGAUUCUGGAUCUGAUUCAGAAUCUGAUCAAGAGAAUGUCGCCUCCGGCAGGUAUGCUUCUGGGAGUGAAAGCGAUGCUGAAGAAAGUGGAGAAGGAAAACCAAGUAACAAAGAACUGUUUGUGGAUGACAGUGAGGAUGAGGGAGUGUUCCUUCACAGUGGGAGUGAGAACCAUUCGGAAAUAGACAAUAGGUCAGACGCAUCUGAGUGUUCUGACCGGGAAGAUAAUGAAGAUAAUGACCCCUCAGAUGUGGAUCAGCACAGUGGAUCAGAAGCCCAGAACGAUGAUGAGGAUGAAGGGCACAGAUCCGAUGGAGAGAGCCAUCACUCAGAAGCAGAAGGUUCUGAGAAAGCACAAUCAGACGAUGAAAAGUGGGGCCGAGAAGACAAAAGUGACCAAUCCGAUGAUGAGAAGAUGCCAAACUCGGAUGAUGAUGAUAGGGCACAAGGCUCUGAUGAAGAUAAACUGCAGAAUUCUGAUGAUGAUGAGAAGAUGCAGAACACAGACGAUGAGGAGAGGCCUCAGCUCUCAGACGACGAGAGACAGCAGCUCUCUGAAGAGGAGAAGGCCAACUCUGAUGAGGAACAGCCAGCAGCCUCCGAUAACGACGACGAGAAACAGAACUCUGAUGAUGAAGACCAGCCACAGAUGUCGAAUGAGGAGAAAAUGCAAAACUCUGAUGAUGAAAGGCCACAGGCUUCAGAUGAAGAACCCAGGCAUUCAGAUGAUGAAGAGGAGCAGGAGCAUAAAUCAGAGGGUAGCGAUAGUGAAGAUGAAGUUUUAGGAAAAAAACGGAAGAAUGCAAUUGCAUCGAUUCAGAAGCUGAUAGGUGAUACUGAGGUACCUAAAGAUGCUAGUGGAACCAUGGAUUUGUUUGGAGGAGCAGAUGAUAUAUCAUCAGGGAGUGAUGGAGAAGAUAAGCCACCGACUCCAGGACAGCCUAUAGAUGAAAAUGGAUUGCCCCAAGACCAGCAAGAGGAGGAGCCAAUUCCUGAGACCAGAAUAGAAGUAGAAAUCCCUAAAGUCAACACUGAUUUAGGAAAUGACUUGUAUUUUGUUAAAUUGCCCAACUUUCUCAGUGUGGAGCCCAGACCUUUUGAUCCUCAAUAUUAUGAAGAUGAGUUUGAAGAUGAGGAAAUGCUGGAUGAAGAGGGUAGAACCAGGUUAAAAUUAAAGGUGGAAAAUACCAUCAGGUGGAGGAUACGCCGCGAUGAAGAAGGAAAUGAAAUUAAAGAGAGCAACGCGCGGAUCGUCAAAUGGUCGGAUGGAAGCAUGUCCUUGCAUUUAGGCAACGAAGUGUUUGAUGUUUACAAAGCUCCACUGCAGGGUGACCAUAACCAUCUAUUCAUAAGACAAGGAACUGGUCUGCAAGGACAAGCCGUCUUUAAAACCAAGCUCACAUUCAGACCCCACUCUACCGACAGUGCCACACACAGGAAGAUGACCCUGUCUCUUGCAGACAGAUGUUCAAAGACCCAGAAGAUUAGAAUCUUGCCAAUGGCUGGUCGUGAUCCAGAAUGCCAGCGCACAGAGAUGAUUAAGAAAGAGGAAGAACGUUUAAGGGCGUCUAUUCGCAGAGAAUCUCAGCAGCGCCGGAUGAGAGAGAAGCAGCACCAGCGAGGGCUUAGUGCCAAUUACUUGGAGCCUGAUCGGUACGACGAGGAGGAGGAGGGCGAGGAGUCCAUCAGCUUGGCUGCCAUCAAAAACCGAUACAAAGGGGGCAUUCGAGAGGAGCGGGCCAGAAUCUAUUCUUCAGACAGUGAUGAGGGAUCGGAUGAAGAUAAGGCUCAGAGACUACUCAAAGCAAAGAAACUCAACAGCGAUGAGGAAGGUGAACCUUCUGGAAAGAGAAAAGCAGAAGAUGACGAUAAAGCAAGUAAAAAGCAUAAGAAGUACGUCAUCAGUGAUGAAGAAGAGGAUGAUGAUUGAAACCCAAAAUGUGAAAACACUUUAUAUAUUUGUUGUACAGUUUGUUUUAUAAAUAGAUGUAAACAUGAGUUAUUUUGAUGGAGAUAAAUUGAUUUGCUUUUCUGUAACUUUAAUUGUAAUAAAGCACUUUCUAAAGCAAA